CAAAUCCGGCUUCUGCACAGCGAUCUAAAUCCCACCCCUUCCUCCCUUGGAAAGGAUUGAAUUUCUCUUCCUUUUAUUUUCCUGAAAGAGGAGUCCUAUCCAAGCACUAGCAAGGGCUUCUAGUAUGCUCUCAAUCUGAAUACAGAUAUGCAUUUUGAUGGUGGGGCCAUAUUAUGAGCCCACAUCUUGAAGUGCAAAGGGAACAACAGCAUUUCCCCCACCCCACCCAGACUUUUAUGCAAUACAAAAAGCGCCUUGAGUUAGAGAUAAAGAGCUGUCUUGUACUACAGAAGUAUGGCCUGGCUGCUCGCUAGAACUUGCUUCCCCAAAAUUGUCCCAGGAGGUCAGUUUUCUUGUAAAGCCAGAACGUGGAGCCGGGGACCCUUGACUGCCUAUAUGCCUGAAGCUGCAGCUUUUCCUGGACCAAGAGACCACCAAGGACUGUAUCAGGUGUCUGUGGAGCAAACUGAUGCAUUUUGGGGAGUGCUAGCAAGAAGCCGACUUACAUGGAUCAACCCUUUUCAUUCCGUUAGUGACUGUGACCUACAGCAGGGCCACAUAUCCUGGUUCGUUGGAGGGGAGCUGAAUGUAGCAGUCAACUGCUUGGAUCGACAUGUCCAUCAAGCCCCAAAUAAAGUGGCCCUCAUCUGGGAGAAAGAUGAGCCUGGGCAAGAGGAGCGAAUUACAUACAGAGAACUGCUGGAGAUGACAUGCCGCCUUGGGAAUACCUUAAAGCGACAGGGAGUGAAGAAGGGUGACAGAGUCAGUAUCUACAUGCCCCCAUGUCCCAUGGCUGUGGCAAGUAUGUUGGCUUGUGCCCGAAUUGGAGCUGUACACACAGUGGUAUUUGCUGGAUUCAGUUCUGUGGCACUGGCCAACAGGAUCCAAGAUGCUCAAGCUGAAACAGUGAUCACAGUAAACCAAGGCGUGCGAGGCGGCAAGGUUAUUAACCUGAAGCAGAUGGUGGACCAGGCUGUGAAACUGUGUCCGACGGUGAAACGAGUUUUUGUUUCAGAGAGAACAGAUUACAAAGUUCCCAUGUCAGGACUGGAUAUCCCACUAGAAGAGGAGAUGAUGAAAGAGGAUGCAGUUUGUGAGCCUGUUGCCUUGGAGAGUGAAGACUUACUUUUUCUGCUCUACACAUCAGGAAGCACUGGGCAACCCAAAGGACUGGUCCACACCCAGGCCGGCUAUUUGCUGUAUGCUGCAGUUACACACAAGUAUGUGUUUGACUACCAUGAUGGAGAUGUUUUUGGCUGCGUUGCAGACAUCGGUUGGAUCACAGGACACAGUUAUGUAGUAUAUGGACCUUUGUGCAAUGGGGGAACUACAGUCUUGUUUGAGAGCAGUCCAACAUACCCUAAUCCAGGGCGUUACUGGGAAACUGUGGAAAGGUUAAAGAUAAAUCAGUUCUAUGGAGCGCCUACAGCUAUUCGUCUACUGCUGAGUUACGGGGAAGGCUGGGUAAAGAAAUACGACAGAUCUUCUCUCAAAAUCCUUGGAUCAGUGGGAGAACCGAUCGACACAGAAGCCUGGGACUGGUACUUUAAUGUAGUUGGAGAUGGACGGUGCCCAGUAGUUGACACAUGGUGGCAAACAGAAACCGGGGGCAUCUGCAUUGCUCCUCGUCCUUCAAAUCCGGGAGAAGAGAUCCUUCCAGCCAUGGCCAUGAGACCUUUCUUUGGCAUCAGACCUUCCCUUCUGGAUGACAAAGGGAUUGUCUUAACACAGAAUGAUGUCUCUGGAGCUCUCUGCAUUGCUCAGGCCUGGCCAGGUAUGGCAAGAACUAUUUACAAUGACCAUCAGAGAUUCGUGGAGGUCUACAUGAAACCUUAUCCAGGAUAUUAUUUCACUGGGGAUGGAGCAUACCGGUCCAGUAAAGGAUAUUAUCAAUUGACAGGCCGCCUUGAUGAUGUUAUCAAUGUCAGUGGGCACCGGCUGGGCACUGCUGAGAUUGAAGAUGUUGUGAAUAAGCAUCAGGCUGUGGCAGAGUCAGCUGUGAUUGGAUAUCCUCACAAGCUCAAAGGAGAAGGUGCCUAUGCAUUCGUUGUGCUGAAGGAGGGUUUCAACCUCUCCCAAGAGAGCCUGGCUUCUGAGCUUCGGGAGCUUGUCUCAAAAGAGAUUGCAAAAUAUGCGGCACCAGAAUACAUUCAGGUAGCUCGGCAUCUGCCUAAGACCCGUUCAGGAAAGAUUAUGCGGCGGGUGUUGAAGAAGAUUGUUGAAAACAAAGCAGAUGAGCUUGGAGAUCUGACAACCUUGGAUGACCGCGAGACAGUGAAAGAGAUCAUUCAGGGGCACAAGCAAAUUCUGGAGAAAGGGCAAGGCCGGUAGCCCAAGUGCUUCCUAGCUUCAUAGGUUGGCAAUGGCAGGCGAAAUAUUUUAAGGACAUAUGAAAAAGAGCCUUGGUACAGCAGAGGAAAGAACCACCUAUUUCCGCUCCCAAAGUGGGCAAUUAGCUGCCUUAGGGAAGUCCACACAAUACAACUGUAUUGUCAUCUCACCUUCCCCAUCAACUGGUAUACAGAAGCCAGGAAAGAAUCAUGCUAAUUUUCUAAGCAACAGCCCUCCCUAUAUUCAUCAUCAUCAUCAUCAUCUUAGAACUGCAGAGCUGGAAGGAUCACCAAGUCCAGCCCCUGUCAAGAAGGCA
Molecule: messenger RNA, 2647 nt
Organism: Pogona vitticeps (central bearded dragon)
Lineage: Eukaryota; Metazoa; Chordata; Lepidosauria; Squamata; Agamidae
Product: acetyl-coenzyme A synthetase 2-like, mitochondrial
Cellular component (GO): mitochondrion
Molecular function (GO): AMP binding; acetyl-CoA synthetase activity
Source: RefSeq, a predicted model, not a curated record